Lodderomyces jiufengensis is the source of this 1005-nucleotide messenger RNA. RefSeq names its product Srr1p (gene SRR1). The record is from RefSeq and is a predicted model, not a curated record. The coding region runs from base 1 to 1005 and encodes 334 amino acids. Lineage: Eukaryota; Fungi; Ascomycota; Pichiomycetes; Serinales; Debaryomycetaceae. Gene Ontology annotation, biological process: phosphorelay signal transduction system. The transcript has a single exon.
AUGACAUAUUUAAAUUCAAAAUCAUUACCAUCUACACCAUUAAAUAUAAAAUCAAAUCCACAAGAUUAUUUUUCAUUAAAACCAAUAUUAUCAUUAAAUUUAAGAACUAAUUCAAAAUUACAAAAUAAUCCUUCAGAUUCAGAAGAUGAUGAUGAAGAAGAAGAAAGUGAAUUUGAUGAAACUAGAACAGAUAAUAUUCAUGAUAUAAUAGAUAAAUUUGAUCAAGUUUCGAUAAUGAAUCAUCAUGAUGAAAAUAAUAAUUUAAUACAUCAUCAAGAAAAUGAUGAAGUUUAUUUUUCUCCAAUAACUCCAUUUGAUCCUUUAGAUUCUGAAGAAAUUCCAAAAAACAAAUUAGCAUCAAUGAAAAAUUUAUCAAGAACAUCCUCUCCACAAUUAACUACUCCAUCAUCACCUUCAAAUACGACCUCAACUAAUUUUAAAUUAAGCUUACCAAAUUUAUCACCAUUAAAUCUUUUAAUAGUUGAUGAUAAUAUUAUAAAUUUAAAAAUAUUAAAUAGAAUAUUAUUAAAAUUAUAUCCAAAAUCAAAUAUAACUCAAAUUAAAGAUUCAACAUUAGUACCAAAUUUAUUAAAUUUAAACACUUAUGAUUCAAUUUUUAUUGAUAUUGAAAUGCCAAUUAUAAACGGAUUAGAUUUAGCAAAAUUAAUAAGAGAUAAUAAAAAAUUUAACAAAACAAGUUUAAUUGCAGUAACUACUAGAAAUUCAUUUCAAGAUUUACAAACUUUUCAAAAUUUAGGUAUUGAUUAUACUUUCAAUAAACCAUUAAAUUAUAAAUUAGAAUUUAUGAGUAAUAUAAUCGAUAAUUUAAUGAAAUUUAGAAAAAAUAAUGAUAUUAUAAAUAUUAAUAAUUAUUUUUCAAAUUCUGGUACUAGCUCAACUAGAAAUUCAAUUAGUUCUUGUUGUUCAACUAUUCAAUCCGAUUUAAUGAGUAAUAUAUCAAGUACUACAUCAAAUUCAAAUACUUGUUCAUGCCCAACUAAAUAA